CUGUUUGUCACAUUUUCACUUUGGUUGACGUAAUGGAUAAAAGGGAAAAUGAAUGACAAAAGUAAUCGCGUUCCCAUUGAAAAGCACAUUGUGCAGUAGUAUAUUUUAGUUACGAGUUACGUAAAAACAACGUGGUGCAAUGUCUAUCAGUCAUUAAAAAUUUUCGUAAUAAGAAAAAUUAUUUAAAAAUUCCCAAAAAAAUGUGAAUUUUUGUAUUAGCAACAAUAAUUGAGAUGUCAGCGAGAAAUAAAGCAAAUUACAACAUUGAUUGGGUUAUUCCUGGUUUACGAAAUUCUUCGAAAUUGUGGAAUAUAGCGGCCAGUAUUACGAUAGCUUGUGUCGGUUUAUUUAGUAAAAUUAUUAUACAAUGGUUUAAUAAAACAAAGGUGUACAAUCGUGAUAUACUACAAUACGCUUUAAACGAAAGACCAAAGAAUGUUCCGCUCAUCACAAUUUCAAAUCAUCAUUCCUGUUUCGAUGAUCCAGGAUUGUGGUCCACGUUAGAUGUAAAACACUUAGUGCAGAGGUCGGUUAUGCGAUGGUCUUUAGCUGCUAACGAUAUAUGCUUUACGUGCGCGUCACAUUCGUAUUUUUUUAUGUUAGGGAAAUGUAUACCUGUGAUAAGAGGGAAUGGGGUGUACCAGCAGGCCGUCGAUUUCUGUAUAGAACAGUUAGCAAAAGGGCAAUGGGUUCACAUAUUUCCCGAAGGUAAGGUGAAUUUAACGAAAGAACACAUGCGAUUAAAAUGGGGCGUUGGCAGAAUGAUAUACGAAGCGCCGGUAACUCCAAUCGUUAUUCCAAUAUGGCAUAUAGGUAUGGACGACGUUUUACCUAAUGUUCCUCCGUACAUGGUGCGGAUGGGCAAAAAUCUCACAUUUAACUAUGGAGAACCCUUAGACUUUUCUGGUCUUAUUAAGGAAUUAAAAGCUAGAAAGGCGACCGAUAUGGAAGCCCGUAAGGAAAUAACAGACUGUAUACAAAAAGCAUUGUCUAAGUUAAAGGAAGAAACGGAAGCACUACAUCACCAAUACUUCAAUUUAUACUCAUGAUAGUACCGAAAAAUUUAGUUUAAUUCCAGUCAAAAGUAUAAAUGUUUACAAUUCCCAUAUAGUAACUUGUGAUGUUAGCUGAAAAAACAAAAAAAAAACGUGUGCCCUUAUAAGAUAAUGUGUAUUACAUUUAACCAUAUCUAUUGAGAUGUUUAUAAAUGUUGACAUGUACAUUCAUUCCGACUAGCUCAAUUUUUUUUAUUCGUUCAUUAGAGAUUAAUGUUCCCAAUCCAUGUCAAGCUAUUUUAGUACCUAGACAAAUUUUGUACCCUAUUUUCCGAUACCUCUUUUUACAUCAAUGUGUAAAUGUAAGGUUUAACGAGUACAAUGAUGCCAAACCUACACAUUUAUCUUAUACUGUAUAUGAAUUUCGACUUUUUUACAUCUUAGCACAAAAGUGAGAAUUGUAUAAAAAAACCUUCCCAAGAGUUUAUGAAAUUGUUUACAAGAUUUCUAUUUUGUAUUGUACAUAGCUUAUUGUUGCGAAACUAUUUUAAUUGUUAAUUAUUAUUACGUAAGUUUUUGAUAUUUACAUCUUUUAUGGUUGUCCCUAUUGGAAAAUCGCACCCGAUUUGUUUAACAAGAAUUAUAAAUAGCAUUGUCCCACCGUUAUUGGUGUUUUUUUAUUGUGUUUUUCUCUUUACUUUAUCAUCCACAAGAACUAAAGAUUCUAAAAUUGUGGAAUAAAAGAUUAUAAAAUAAAUAACUUCUUUCAUUAAAAAGUUUAUAUAUUUCUUUUACUGUUACUGUUAUGACAUUUAUAUAUUUAAAUCUGUGAUUAUUAUCAUCCAUACUGUAGAUGACUAUGUGCAUUUACAAACAAAUUUUCCAUCAUUUUUAGUGAAAUUAUUACUUGUACCAUAGUGCCCAUUAUCAUCCUACUGCUAGCUAACAGAAAUAUCUUUGUUUUGAUACAUAUAUUUACUUACUAUUAAAAAAGUACAAUGAAUUUUUCUGGUCUGUAGUGUUGUGGCAAAAAUUAGUAUCUUUCCUGAUAUAAACCUAAUGCAAAAAUAUGUUUGCCCUUACUAGAAGCAUCUAUGGAAUUUCUACGAAAUAUAAUAUUAAUAAAUAAGAAGUGAUAUUGCGCAUGCGCACAUUAAUCGUCAAGAUUCUUGUCUCGGAUGCCACAGCUAUACGCUACCAAAUUCCAAAGAGUAGUUAUGGCCUUGAACGGACAGAAAAAGUGACUUUGUGAGAAAGGAGUAAAAUGUUUUAAU
Photinus pyralis (common eastern firefly) is the source of this 2269-nucleotide messenger RNA. It is a transcript of the gene Taz, whose product is annotated as tafazzin homolog. Gene Ontology annotation, molecular function: 1-acylglycerophosphocholine O-acyltransferase activity. Gene Ontology annotation, cellular component: mitochondrial membrane. Gene Ontology annotation, biological process: inner mitochondrial membrane organization; cardiolipin acyl-chain remodeling. The transcript is spliced from 4 exons. The record is from RefSeq and is a predicted model, not a curated record. Lineage: Eukaryota; Metazoa; Arthropoda; Insecta; Coleoptera; Lampyridae. Bases 234 to 1049 code for a protein of 271 amino acids.